AUGGCUCGCCCGUCGGCUCCUGUGAUUGUCAUUACUGGCACUCCGGGAACAGGCAAAACGACCCACGCUCAGCUUCUUUGCAACGAAUCUCCCAUACCACUCCGGCACAUCAAUGUUGGCGAUUGGGUCAAAGAAAAAGGACUUUACGAAGAAUACGAUGAUGAAUGGCAGAGCUACACGGUAGAUGAGGACAGGCUGCUGGAUGAGUUGGAACCAGUCGUGGCCGAAGGUGGCGUUGUUCUCGAUUGGCAUACCUGCGAAGUGUUUCCGGAACGUUGGGCGGACCUGGUUGUGGUUCUGCGCUGCGAUCAUUCCCAAUUGUGGGAGCGGUUAGAAAAAAGAGGUUAUCCUUUGAAAAAGGUCCAAGAAAAUAAUGAAGCUGAAAUCAUGCAGGUCGUGCUUGAGGAAGCGCGAUCGUCGUAUCCGGAAGAGAUCGUUAUUGAAUUGAAAAGCGAGACUAUGGAGGAUAUGGAAGCAAACAUAUCAAGAAUCGUAGAGUGGAUUACAGAAUGGAGAAAGCAACAAGCCAAAUCGAUUUAGUGACUGAAUCACAAGUACAAGAUCGUCGAUCAUCACCAGCCGCUGGCCAACUUCAAGCUUCACCUCUCGUAUUUCUGGUCAAUCCAUGUUAUCAACAGCUUAAUCCCUCGGGCUUUGCAAUACAUACGGGGGGAAUCUACUCAGAAAAGACGAAAUACAAGAGUAAUCCGAGUAAUACAGCCAGAAUUGAUGGGUAUAAUCCUUCCACUGCCCAGGUCACCCGGGUUGCCAGAGGGAGUAACAGUAACGAGAGAAGUUAAAGUCUGUACAAAA
Molecule: messenger RNA, 813 nt
Organism: Marasmius oreades (fairy-ring Marasmius)
Lineage: Eukaryota; Fungi; Basidiomycota; Agaricomycetes; Agaricales; Marasmiaceae
Exons: 4
Coding region: 1-540 (179 amino acids)
Cellular component (GO): cytoplasm; nucleus
Molecular function (GO): ATP binding; AMP kinase activity; ATP hydrolysis activity
Source: RefSeq, a predicted model, not a curated record